Messenger RNA from Cheilinus undulatus (humphead wrasse), 1960 nucleotides. RefSeq names its product ANTXR cell adhesion molecule 2a (gene antxr2a). Lineage: Eukaryota; Metazoa; Chordata; Actinopteri; Labriformes; Labridae. Bases 338 to 1960 code for a protein of 540 amino acids. The transcript is spliced from 17 exons. The record is from RefSeq and is a predicted model, not a curated record. Gene Ontology annotation, molecular function: signaling receptor activity. Gene Ontology annotation, cellular component: membrane.
GCUCCCUUGAACGCCUCGGAACUUUUUCAGUACUUUGCGGGACUCCGGGCUCCUCAGAGAUCCGGGUCUGGAUUCUGGACUCCGCUGGUCUUCGGUGUGUCUCCGGACCAGUGCGUGGAUUUGUCACGGUCCGUGUGAGUGAUCCGUGAGUCAGGAGCGUGAAGAAACUUCAGGCUGAUGACGUCACGUGGUGAUUUCCUGUGCAGGGUUUUUUUGGGAGAACUUUGAGUGCAGCCUCAGACAGAGAGAUGAGCAUCAGCUGUUCAGCUCUCAGCGGAACUUCUUAAACUUGACUUUCUAACUUCAGGCCGGUUCUUUCCCGCUGUUUUCGGUGGACAUGGAGAAGUCGUCCCGGCCCCCCCCCUCAGAGGAGCUCCGUCUCCCCGGGAGGACUCGGUGGAGCUCGGCGGCGGUGGCGGUGCUGCUGCUCGGUGUGUUGGCUUCGUCCUGCUGGGCUGAAGAGGCUUCCUGUCACGGAGCCUACGACCUCUACUUCGUUUUAGACAAGUCGGGGAGCGUCGCCACCGACUGGUACGAGAUUUACUCGUUCGUCAAGAACCUCACCGACAGAUUUGUGAGCCCCAGGAUGAGGGUGUCAUUCAUCGUUUUCUCCGCUAAAGCCACCGUCCUGCUGCCGCUGACUGGAGACAGGUACGAGAUCGAGGAAGGUCUGAGGAGGCUGCGUGACGUGAAACCAGCUGGAGAAACGUACAUGCACGAAGGGAUAAAGGAAGCCUCCGUUCAGAUUCAGGCUCAGGGGAUGAAAUCAUCAAGUAUCAUCCUGGCUCUGACGGACGGCAAGCUGGAGGUUUACGUUCAUGAGCUCACUGUGCAGGAGGCAGAAGAGGCGAGGAAAUACGGCGCCCGUGUUUACUGUGUGGGAAUCAAAGACUUUGACGAGCAGCAGCUCGCAGACAUCGCCGACACCAAGGACCAAGUGUUUCCUGUCAAAGAUGGCUUCCACGCUCUCAAAGGCAUCGUCAAUUCUAUAUUGAAGCGAUCGUGCACAGAGAUCCUGAGCGUGGAGCCGUCCAGCGUCUGUGUGAACGAAACCUUUGACAUCGUCCUCAGAGGAAAUGGAUUCAUGCUUGGACGCACUAAUGAAGGCGUGGUCUGCAGCUUCAUUGUUGACCAGCAAACCUUCACUCAGAGGCCGACAGUUGUCCGUAACGAUUACAUGAUGUGUCCUGCUCCAAAACUCUCUGAAGUGGGACAGAAAAUGGAUGUUCUGAUCAGUCUAAAUAACGGGAAAUCCUUCAUCUCCAGCGCCUACACCAUCCACGCCUCCACCUGUUCGGAUGGUUUGGCAGUGGCCAUCGUCUUCCUGGUUCUGCUGAUCCUCGUGGCUCUGGCCCUCAUGUGGUGGUUCUGGCCUCUCUGCUGCAAAGUGGUCAUCAAAGACCCGCCGCCGCCCCCGCCACCUUCACGCCCUCCACCACCUGAGCCGGAGCCGCUGCCCAAGAAGAAGUGGCCGACCGUGGACGCCUCGUACUACGGAGGAAGAGGAGCGGGAGGGAUCAAACGGAUGGAGGUGCGCUGGGGUGAGAAGGGCUCUACGGAGGAGGGCGCUCGGCUGGAGAAAGCCAAGAACGCCGUGGUGCACAUACCGGAGGAGUCAGAGGAGCCGAUGAUGCCACGUCCUAAACCGAAGCCCGCCCCCACCUACCACCGCAACCAGAACAAGUGGUACACGCCCAUCAAGGGUCGCCUGGAUGCUUUCUGGGCUCUGCUGCAUCGACAGUACGACCGAGUUUCCCUCAUGAGACCGACGUCUGAAGACAAGAGAGGCUUCCAGUCCGGUUUCAGUAAAGACGUGUGGUCCAGGUCUGAGAAGCUGACAGGAUUCCACGGCUACAUCAGAGCUGAUCGCCGCACCGUUGGCGGCCAUUGCUGUCGGCUUCCAGUACAGCAAAACUCCACCGUUCGCAACCCUCAGAUGGUUCCAGUCAUGUUUUCUUAA